Messenger RNA from Leptidea sinapis, 1493 nucleotides. RefSeq lists its product as uncharacterized. The transcript is spliced from 3 exons. The record is from RefSeq and is a predicted model, not a curated record. The coding region runs from base 420 to 1493 and encodes 357 amino acids. Gene Ontology annotation, molecular function: catalytic activity. Lineage: Eukaryota; Metazoa; Arthropoda; Insecta; Lepidoptera; Pieridae.
CGCAGCCGAAAAUACCAACCUCGACCGCUCCUGAGGCGGCGCCCGACAACCGCAUGGAUGUCGUGCCGGAAGGAGGGCAGCAGCCCUCAGGUGCAGCCCCUGAUGCUACACAUCAGAAGAGGACCGACGGUGUCUCUAUGACCGCCACUUGUAAAGAGGUUCGGACUCCCAUAGAGACCAAAUCGCGCUCCAUAGACUGGUGGCAGCAAGGGGCCGGGGAAGUGGAUCAGACAAAGGAGUUGGAGGACAGUCUACUGCACAGCGAUGGCAGCCCAGACCGAUCCACCUCAACUCCUUAAAGUCAUACAAAUCAACCUCCAGCACAGCUACACCGCGACGGCUAACCUGCGACGUUUGCUGGAGGGAAACACCGAGACCAUAGCCCUAAUCCAGGAGCCGUGGAUUAGGAAAGGCAAUAUAUGUGGUCUCAACAACAUCGGAGGCAAACUUUUUACUGCUACCGAAGAGAUCUAACCGCUGUGAAGCUCCAGGCAGAUGACCGCCUAGGCCUAUCAGACGUGGUCGUAGCGUCGGUCUAUUUGCCGGGGGAAGAGGAGGUACCAACACCGGAGCUCACCGCGCUAGUCAGCUACUGCGAGACAGAGAGGCUGGAACUAAUCAUCUCCGCUGACUCCAACGCACAUCACACCAUCUGGGGCAGCCAAAAGACCAAUAAAAGAGGUGAGGACUUACUUACGUACCUUUUCUCAACUAACCUUAAUAUACUUAACAGGGGCUCCGAGCCUACCUACGUUACGGCGCGAGCCCAAACUAUAAUCGACCUAACACUGGCAACCGACCAUGUCUCUUCUCUCGUCAAUGACUGGCACGUGUCAGACGAACCUUCAUGCUCGGAUCACAGAUGGAUUAGGUUCAACCUUCGCUUAAACACCAAACCUGCCCUGCCAAGGCGGAACCCGCGCAAAACGGACCGCACCAAAUACGACAGAUUGGUGAGAAAUGAGCUUAUGGCCAUUUCCCUACCAGACGAUUAUAACGGUACCGCAGGUAUAGAAACUCAUGUAACUAACAUAACUCAAACACUUAUCAACAGCUAUGAACAGACGUGUCCUCUUACUUCGACAAAGCCCAACUCAAUCGACAAAAGUGUGUGGUGGGGUCCAGAGUUAGACAGGCUGCGCUGCAAAGUAAGGAAGCUGUUCAACAGAGCCAAAAAUACUCGGGCACCAGACGACUGGGAUGCAUAUAAACAGGCCCAAUAUCGUUUCAAGAGGCGCAUCCGCGAAAGGAAGAGAGAAAGCUGGAGACGCUUCUGUACUAACAUUGAAUCCACAAACCAAGCGGCUAAAGUAAAAAACAUCCUUUCACGCGACCCAGAGCGUAAUCUGGGUUGCUUGAAAAAAUCUGACGGCACAUACACCAAAUCCGACCCCGAGACCUGCGAACUACUCCUGCAAACUCACUUCCCUGGAUGCCGCAUCACAAACAACCAGACCUCCAUCCGUAAGUUGUUACGUUCAAUUGAGUCGUAA